This is a messenger RNA of Periconia digitata, 588 nucleotides long. NCBI's taxonomy places the organism in Eukaryota, Fungi, Ascomycota, Dothideomycetes, Pleosporales, Periconiaceae. The record is from the annotation of a GenBank genome assembly.
CGCUCUCAUAACCACCCGAAAAUGGACGCCCCGGAACCUGAUACCCCUUUCGCCGCCGUGACGGCGCAGACGAGCAAAUUUGGAAGGAUAUACCAAGCGUAUCUCGAUAAAUCUACACCUUUCAAGGCAUACCGAUGGGCAGGCACAGCGACUCUCUUCAUAGCCUUCAUCGUCCGCAUAUUAGUUGCACAGGGAUGGUACAUUGUCGCAUACUCUCUCGGUAUCUACCUUCUGAACCUCUUCCUCGCUUUCCUCUCACCCAAAUUCGACCCCUCACUUGAAGCCGAUGAGGGUAUGGAAGACGGCAACGCUGGCGGCCUCCCCACAAAAGAAGAAGAAGAGUUCAAGCCCUUCGUUCGCCGGCUCCCUGAGUUCAAGUUCUGGUACUCGACGACCAAGGCCAUCACCACGGGUUUCGUGUGCAGCUGGUUUGAGAUUUUCAACCUGCCUGUGUUCUGGCCCGUCUUGGUUGUGUAUUGGCUAAUUCUGUUUGGAUUGACGAUGCGUCGACAAAUCCAACACAUGAUCAAGUACCGCUACGUUCCCUUCACGGUCGGCAAGACGCGAUACCCCGGCGUUGCGAAAUAA